Macrobrachium nipponense is the source of this 2868-nucleotide messenger RNA. RefSeq names its product protein TFG-like. Gene Ontology annotation, biological process: COPII vesicle coat assembly; endoplasmic reticulum to Golgi vesicle-mediated transport. NCBI's taxonomy places the organism in Eukaryota, Metazoa, Arthropoda, Malacostraca, Decapoda, Palaemonidae. Bases 168 to 1505 code for a protein of 445 amino acids. The transcript has 13 exons. The record is from RefSeq and is a predicted model, not a curated record. Gene Ontology annotation, cellular component: endoplasmic reticulum exit site. Gene Ontology annotation, molecular function: identical protein binding.
CAGUCGAGUGGAAAAGAUGGCCGAGCCAACUCAUCCUCACCAGUUUUGCGUUUGACAUUUGACUUAAAUCAACAAAAGAAACGGAGAAAUCAUAUACAUGAAGUUUGGGACUGCGGUGCUUCGGGCUUCUUUUCAAGUAGGAGGAGAUUAGCAUCGAAGCCAGCAACAUGAGUGGGGCUGGCAGCAGUGAUAGCGGCCUGGACUUGUCCGGCAAACUGAUUAUCAAGGCUCAGCUGGGCGAUGACAUCAGACGAAUUCCAAUUCAUAAUGAGGACAUGACGUAUGACGAGUUGAUCCUCAUGAUGCAGAGGGUAUUCAGGUGUUCAUUGGACCCAGAAGAUGAAAUCACCCUUAAAUAUAAGGAUGAAGACGGAGAUUUGGUGACUAUCUUCGACACAUCAGAUCUAUCGUUUGCCAUCCAGUGCAGCCGCAUUUUACGACUAACCAUUUUGCUCUCGGGCAGUUCAAAAUCAAAACCACGGCGACCUGAUAUGACAACAUAUGCCAUCAAGAAAGAACUCCAAGAGAUUCGAAAUCGUCUAACAUCAUUGAUUGAUGGUCUAGAAGUUCCUCUACCCACUACUGUUCCUGUUGCAGAUGCAGAUGCGAGUGGUAAUACCGCUGGAGGUACAGCUGCUGCAGCUACCCCUUCAAAUAUGCAAUUGAAUGUCAAUUCUAGGGAAUUUGAUCCUCUCCAACAGCAACAACCCCAACAGCAGGUGGCCCAGCAGCCAACACACCUCGGCCCUGGGGCGACACAAGCUCCACCAGCAGCCGGCACUCCGGCACCUGCUUCAUCUACGUCUGCCCCAAGUGAAGUUCCAACAAAAUGCGAUGAAAGUAGUGCAUACCAAGAAGUGCUCUCUUCGUUUGGUCUUACAGAAGGCACAGAUGCUUCAGGAACAUCGACCACUGCUGCAGCUGGUAAUGUUGAUGGAGCCUCAAGUGCUUCGGGCAAGUCAACUCCAGCUGCGUAUCCACAGCAACCAACACAGCCCCAGCAGCAGCAGCAGCAGGCACCACAGCAACCCCAACAGCAGCCUCAUCCUGGUUAUCAGGGGUACCCUCCAACAGCUGGAGUGCCAGUUCCUCAGCGGGGUCCCUAUAUGGCCUACCCAGGGCAACCAUAUGGAACAUCUCCAGGUGAUGGGUCUGCCGGUGGCGCUCCGAGGGGGAGCAUGCCCCCCACCAGCAUCCCAGCUGGAUCCACAUCGGUAUCAAUGGGUGCAGGACCGGUGCAGGCUGGUCAACAACCACAGCAUUACCCAGCUUAUGGGUAUCCCCAGUACCCAGGAUUUGGCGUGAGUGGGAGUCCUGGUGCUGGCUUCCCUCAAGCAUACCCAGGUCAGCCUUAUCCUGGAAAUUUCAGCCAAGCUGGACCCCGAGGCGGGGCCCCCUCACAAGUGGCAGUGUCCCAGUCCUCGCAGGUUCCAGCUGGACCACAGUCAGCAGUCAAUAGGUACCCUGGUCAGCCCGCUUCAAACUUCCAGCCAUGGCCACAGUAAACUUUUUAGCAUUUUUGUUUUUGGUAAGCAUCAGAGGCAAAACUAAUUUUAUCAGCAUUAAAGUAUGUUGUAUGAAGGUCAACAUACAGCAGACAGGAAAUACGUAAACUAGAUUCCUACUUUCAAAUUAUAUGAGAAAAUGUUAACUCCUAUAAAUUGUAGAAAAGUUUAUUAGUUUCAUUACUUACUAAUUAUAUUAGUUAUCAAAUUUUUUUUUACCAAGAUUUUAAAAUAGUCAAACUUAACCUUUACCAGGAUUUUUUUUUUCUGAUUCUGCUUUAAAAAACUUGAUGACAAGUAGACUCCCAAGUAGCGCUCCAUACUUAUGUCUUCCCGGCAGUUAUUGUGUAGUCCCAAAUGCUCCAGUACGUAUAUGGUAUUGAAGUGAUGCAGUACAUAUUUUUUCCACUUUUUCAAGUGCAUUGUUUAUUAUUCUUGCAUUUCGUCCUGUGUCUGUUUUAAUCUAGCAUUUCAUUUUAAUGUUACCAUUCCUGUUGUGGCCUUAAUUUUAAAAUGCUGAAGAGAGUUAAUGGUUAAUUUUUGUUAAGCAAUAUUACCAUGCUUAUUGCUAUAGGAUUAUCAUGAAUAUUUUUCUCAUCAGAGGCUGAAGUUCCUUGAUUUUGGUUAGGCUCCUGUACACGUUUAGUGUAAUGGGAAAGUUUAGUUGUAUAAGACUCAAAAUUUUGCAAUAGUUGCCAUAACAUGUGAAUGAUUGGUUAUUGCAUAUAUUUAUGGAUGCUGGAUUUUUUUUUUUUUUUUAUGAACCUGCUUAAACACAUGCCUCAUAUUUCUCCAGACUUGUUUGCAACAUGAGUCCAACUGCUUGUGAUCUGAAAAUAGGUUUAGGGGAAGUGUAAAUUUCUUAAAUUUUUAUUUCAAUUGUUUUUUGGCUCAAUAUCAAGUUUAGAAAAUUGAGGUGGAUGGAAGAUUAUUUCUUUAUUUCCUGCACCAAAAGGUAAUUAGUUUUACAAGAUCGUUUGGUGUGGUCAAGACAAAUGGAAAUAUAAAAAUGACAUUGAAAGUAUACUAUAAAAAAUUUAAAGUUGAGUGAGUUUUCAUUUCAAAUUUUUCACAAAUGUAAAGCUGGCAGUUUAAAAAAAAAAAAAUUUUUUUACAUACUCAUGUAUUUUCAUUGGGCAUUUAUUCAAGAUAAUUUUAAAUUCCCCAAAGGCAUAUAGUGAUUACAAAUGAAAGGUUCCCAGAGCAAAGUACCUGGAUAUAGAAACACCCGUGGUGCAUUUGGUUUGACGUUGUUACUGUAUAUACAUCGAUGUAAUAUUUUAAACACCAGUUACUCUUAGUUUGUAUUUUAUGCAGUUCAUUUAUAACAUAGGUUGGUAAAAUAAAGUAUUUCUGGAUAAAA